Molecule: messenger RNA, 2197 nt
Organism: Polypterus senegalus (gray bichir)
Lineage: Eukaryota; Metazoa; Chordata; Cladistia; Polypteriformes; Polypteridae
Product: prostaglandin D2 receptor 2-like
Exons: 4
Coding region: 383-1501 (372 amino acids)
Biological process (GO): inflammatory response; phospholipase C-activating G protein-coupled receptor signaling pathway; positive regulation of cytosolic calcium ion concentration
Cellular component (GO): plasma membrane
Molecular function (GO): complement receptor activity; G protein-coupled receptor activity
Source: RefSeq, a predicted model, not a curated record
UUUCGUCGUGCUGUGACUACGAUAGUUUAAGCGCGUUUCGAUUAUUGAAAAAAGUCAUAGUUCAGUGAGGACAUGCAAAUUACUUCGCUUUCCGCGUGCCCAUGGAUAAGGUGUGACUUGACAGACACCAACUCCAUGAGUGAGGGUUAGGGAGGCAUCCCCUUCUCAACCAGACCUUGGAGUAACUCUUAUGCCUCGAUAUUCCACAGCAGAACCUCUUCUGGAGCAGCUGCUCCUGACAGAUCACCAAUACAAAUCAUUCUAACACCUUUAGAGGCACACAUGUGAAAGCCGCUUCUACAGCAGCUAACUUCUCCUGCAGCUUGAGGUUUGUCAAGGACAAGUAUUAGGAACACAUUCCUUUCUGAUAAAAGAUUAAAAAAUGGAAGAUAAAGGCCAGUACUGUCCUGCCAUUGAGGUCAUGAUUAACGAUUCAUAUAAUUCUUCACAGAUUAACUACUUAUUUGUGUCAAUUCAUGGUAUUUUGUCUGUGUUUGGAAUUCUGGAAAAUGCUCUCAUCGUGUGGGUCAUCGGUUUUCGAGUUCGCCGAUCUGUUGUUAGCAUCUGGAUUCUUAAUUUAGCUGCUUCUGAUUUAAUAGCAACGGUUUCUUUGCCCUUCUUCACAGUGUUUAUGGCACAAGGUCAAAGCUGGCCUCUUGGACGUGUUUUCUGUAAAAUUCACUCCUCCAUUUUUUUUUUGAACAUGUAUGUCAGCGGAUUUCUUCUCAGUGCAGUGAGUCUGGACCGUUGUAUUUUGGUGGUUUAUCCUGCUUGGUCCCAGAACCAUCGAAAUGUUCAACUGGCAUCAAGGGUCUGCUUCAUUAUUUGGGCAUUGGCUAUCAUCAACAUAAUCCCAUUUUUUAUUUUCAGAGAUACUAUUAAUCGUAGAGAUGGAAGGAUCAUGUGCUACUACAACUACAUUCUUUAUAGCUCUCCAGACGAUAGCCUGGACUUCCUUUGUCGUUUAAGGCAUUGUAUGUUAGCCUUUAUCAAAUUCAUUGUAUCAUUUUUUAUUCCUUUGCUUGUAAUAAUCGGCAGCUACACAAUUGUUAGUUUAAAUAUUAGGAAACGUGGCAGGAAACCAACCUCCCGUUUCUUCCGGUUAAUAGUGUGUGUCAUCAUCUCAUUUGUACUCUUCUGGCUUCCUUACCACAUUUUCAGCAUUUUGGAGGCUUUCUUACCGUACAGUUCAAAACUUUAUAAAGUUGUAGAGCGCAUCCUUCAAUUGGUCUCUACCUUGACAUUUAUGAAUUGCAUCAUCAAUCCUUUUUUGUAUGUAUUUAGCUGCCCUGAUUUUACAGCAAAAAUCCGCCAAUCUCUAAGUACAGUGAUGGAAACUGUUUUGAUGGAUGAGCCGGAGUUGUACCAGCGUCGGAGCACCACUCACUCCUCUAUCAGCUCAAGUGAUGUGUUUACUCGGAGUUAUAAAUUCCACUGGAAGAAAAGUAGGAACAGUGGGAAAUUUACACAAGGAGGAGCGGAACCCCCAGUAGUGUUCUAAGCAAUAUUUUAAUGGUUUUUGAUCAUAUGAAGAGCAAUGUGAAGUGAAAAAUAUAUCUGUGUUUGUGGUAUGGGCAGUAGUUAUGAUCAAAAAUGACUGCACUCGGACUUUCUGUAUGGGAUUGCCUCAUCAAUUUUAGUUUGAUGUUGCUUUUUAAAGAACUUUUUUUAAUGCUCCUGAAGGGAGGUACUAUACAAAAUCAUUUUUGAAAACACAUCCAAAUGAGGAACACACAAAGCAUGGUGAAGUCAAGGUCUCUCAACGUGUUCCUAAACAUGUAAGAUAUCAUUGAUCAUGGAUUACAUAGUUAGAAGUUAACAUUUCAAUGACUGGGAAGGAGCAAUGAUUGCCGGGGCAGGGCAUGUUUCAGUACAACUUGAUGAUGUUUCACUAGGAUCACAGUCCAAAGGGACAUUGGGAUGGAACUCAAAACAAUGUGCCAUCAGCAAAAUGGGAUGGACAGUCAGAAGGAUGUCCAUCAUCAGCAAAAUGUAACAGUGGUCUAAAGUGCAGACUCCUUAUUUUCCUGAUAUUCAUUCAGUAGUUUAUGACCAUAAAAAUUGAAUCAAUGUUCCAUAAAUUCAGUCGAUGCUUAACAGAGGAUUGACUUGAAAUCACUAUAAUCAUCCAUCUAUCCAUUAUCCAACCCAUCCAUCCAUCCAUUAUCCAACCCGCUAUAUCCAAAUACAGGGUCAC